Molecule: messenger RNA, 1848 nt
Organism: Aspergillus oryzae RIB40
Lineage: Eukaryota; Fungi; Ascomycota; Eurotiomycetes; Eurotiales; Aspergillaceae
Gene: ilv3
Product: dihydroxy-acid dehydratase ILV3
Exons: 4
Coding region: 1-1848 (615 amino acids)
Biological process (GO): branched-chain amino acid biosynthetic process
Cellular component (GO): mitochondrion
Molecular function (GO): dihydroxy-acid dehydratase activity
Source: RefSeq, a predicted model, not a curated record
AUGCUUCUUUCACAAACCCGGGGGCGUAUGCCCUCUGCUCUGCGGAGCCUCUCCAGGCGGUCCGCCGUCAAUGUUCGUCCCCUCUCUACCACCCUCCCCAAGCAAAAGGCCUCUUCCUCCGAAGACGACAACGCUCUGAACAAGGUCUCCCGCCAUGUCACACAGCCCAUCUCGCAGGGUGCUUCCCAGGCCAUGCUUUACGCUACCGGUCUCACCGAGGAGGACAUGAACAAAGCUCAAGUCGGUAUCUCCUCCGUUUGGUAUAGCGGUAACCCCUGUAACAUGCAUCUGCUCGAUCUCAACCACCGCGUCAAGCAAGGUGUGGAACAGGCAGGCUUGAUCGGCAUGCAGUUCAACACCGUCGGUGUCAGUGAUGCAAUCAGUAUGGGUACGAAGGGUAUGCGAUAUUCUCUUCAGAGUCGUGAUCUGAUUGCCGACUCUAUCGAGACUGUUAUGGGUGGUCAGUGGUACGAUGCCAACAUCAGUAUCCCGGGUUGCGACAAAAACAUGCCCGGUGUGUUGAUGGCCAUGGGCAGAGUCAACCGGCCGAGCAUUAUGUUGUACGGAGGCACCAUCAAGCCCGGUUGUGCCGCUACCCAAAACAAUGCCGAGAUUGACAUCGUCUCCGCAUUCCAGGCCUACGGGCAGUUCCUGAGCGGCGACAUUACCGAGCCUCAGCGAUUUGAUAUUAUCCGUAACGCUUGCCCAGGAGGCGGUGCCUGCGGUGGUAUGUACACGGCCAACACCAUGGCCACCGCCAUUGAGACCAUUGGUAUGACCCUCCCUGGCUCUUCUUCCAACCCCGCCGAGUCCCGCGCCAAGGACCUUGAGUGUCUGGCUGUUGGUGGGGCGAUCAAGAAGCUUCUGAAGGAGGACAUCCGCCCUAGGGAUAUUAUGACCCGCCAAGCUUUCGAAAACGCCAUGGUUGUGGUGAACAUCACCGGUGGCUCGACCAACGCUGUGCUGCACUUGAUUGCCAUCGCUGAUUCGGUCGGCAUCAAGCUGGAUAUUGAGGACUUCCAGUCCGUCUCCGACCGUAUUCCUUUCUUGGCUGAUCUGAAGCCAUCGGGCAAGUACGUCAUGGCCGACAUGCACAAGAUCGGAGGUACCCCCGCACUGCUCAAGUUCCUGCUCAAGGAAGGCCUCAUCGAUGGUUCCGGCAUGACUGUCACCGGUGAGACUCUAGCCAAGAACCUCGAGAAGGUUCCCGAUUUCCCCGAAGAUCAGAAGAUCAUCCGCCCUCUGUCCAACCCCAUCAAGGAGACUGGCCAUAUCCAGAUUCUGAAGGGAUCCCUGGCUCCGGGUGGCAGUGUUGGUAAGAUCACUGGCAAGGAGGGUACUUCUUUCACUGGUAAGGCACGUGUCUUCGAUGAUGAGGAUGAUUUCAUCGCUGCUCUGGAGCGUGGUGAGAUCAAAAAGGAGGACAAGACUGUUGUGGUUAUCCGCUACACCGGGCCCAAGGGGGGUCCUGGUAUGCCCGAAAUGUUGAAGCCCUCUUCUGCCCUUAUGGGCUAUGGUCUCGGACAGUCGGUUGCCCUCAUCACCGAUGGACGUUUCUCCGGCGGCUCUCAUGGCUUCCUGAUCGGACACAUUGUCCCUGAGGCUGCUGUUGGUGGACCUAUUGGUCUCGUCAAGGAUGGUGAUGUCAUCGUCAUUGAUGCUGAGAAGCGCGUUCUCGACCUUGAGGUUGACCAGGAGACUCUCGCCGAGAGACGCAAGCAGUGGGAAGCCGAUAAGGAGGCCGGCAAGCUGCCUCCCACCGGUCUGACUAUGAGAGGAACCCUCGGCAAGUACGCUAGGACCGUCAAGGAUGCCAGCCACGGCUGUAUCACCGAUGCUCUUGAUUAA